Messenger RNA from Chrysemys picta bellii (western painted turtle), 494 nucleotides. Its product is annotated as small ribosomal subunit protein uS19. Gene Ontology annotation, molecular function: structural constituent of ribosome; RNA binding. The record is from RefSeq and is a predicted model, not a curated record. Gene Ontology annotation, cellular component: cytosolic small ribosomal subunit; ribosome. Gene Ontology annotation, biological process: translation; ribosomal small subunit assembly. NCBI's taxonomy places the organism in Eukaryota, Metazoa, Chordata, Testudines, Emydidae.
CUUCCGCCAUCUUGGCCGAGACGCGGCCAAGAUGGCAGAAGUCGAACAGAAGAAGAAACCUACCUUUAGGAAAUUCACCUACAGAGGUGUCGAUCUGGAUCAGCUCCUCGAUAUGUCCUACGAGCAGCUGAUGCAGCUGUACAGUGCUCGCCAGCAUAGGCGUCUGAACCGCGGCCUGCAUCGUAAGCAGCAUUCCCUCCUGAAGCGCCUUCGCAAGGCCAAGAAGGAGGCCCCUCCCAUGGAGAAGCCAGAGGUAGUCAAAACUCACCUGCGCGACAUGAUCAUCCUCCCCGAGAUGGUGGGCAGCAUGGUCGGCGUAUACAACGGCAAAACCUUCAACCAGGUGGAAAUCAAGCCCGAGAUGAUUGGCCACUACCUGGGCGAGUUUUCCAUCACUUACAAGCCAGUGAAACAUGGCAGACCUGGUAUUGGUGCCACCCACUCAUCUAGGUUCAUUCCUCUGAAGUAAAUGAUGCUUUGGGAAAAUAGUUUCU